GGCUGUUUGGUCCGUCUGCACGAUCAGUAGCGUAAACAAUCUUGAACUUGACAGUUUGUUGAAAGUGUCGAAAGCGCACACAACACAUCCCAACAGCAUCUCGCUCAAUUGCCGGUAUUUUAUGAACGUAAAAAUACGAAACGAACUAGAGAAAGAAAAAUUCAAAUAAAAUAACGCAAAACUACAUAAAACUAAAUAAAUAAAUAUUUACAUAUUUAGAUUGUCUUGUGCAAUUUUAAGUUGUAAAAUAAAAAUAGUUUCUUGCAUACAGAAAAUUUUUUUUGCAAAAUUUACAAAAUAAAAAAACAAGGAAACAACAAGCAUAAAAAAGUGUCUAAAAAUAUUAUUUUUUGUAUCUUUUGAAACAAGAAAAAAAAAUUAUUAUAAUUGAAAGAUUUUUUACUCUGGAGAUUAAAAAAAAAAAAAGAUUAAGUGGUUUGACUAACAAAAUGUGGGCUUUGAAAAAGAACAACUCAUUUAGUUCCGUGUGGCUUAUAAUGACAGUCACCGUUUUGUUGCCUUUAACACAUGGACAGGCAUAUCAUUUUAUAAUCGGUCAUCAUCAGCGUAACUUCGAUCAAUUGUAUCGGGAACCAAAUAGUAGAAACUACGUAGCAGACACCACAAAUUAUACGGAUACCUCAUCAACAGCUGAUUUGGAAAAUAGCAAUUCAACAAUUAUUGUUACCACCGUACGUGAAUCGAACGAAUUAUCACAAACUGCCAUGGAUAUCAUAACGAUUGUUUGGUAUGUGGCCACAUUUUUGGCUUUGGCUGCAUUCUUUUUGCUCAUGGCUUGCUCGGAUAGACGUUGCAGUGAUACCCAACGUAAUGCCAAUAUGAAUACAAAUGAAAACCCGAUACCGCCGCCCACACCCUCGCCCUCAUACAGUGAAUUUGCCCCGCCCAGCUAUGACAGUGUCAUGAAAAUGCAACAUGCCAGCAAGAAUAGUAUUUUUGUUAUACCAUUUCCAGUGGAACAAAAUGGCGCCAAAGAUGGUGGUAAUAAUGUAAGCACAAAUACCAAUGGAAAUAAUACGACAACUAAUGGCCAGUCCCUAACACCCAAUAUUAGUUUUUACACCAUCAAUGAAUUGCAAAAAAUGGAAAGUUAAUUUCACAAUUAUAAAUAAUUUUAUACUUUUUUUGUGAGAAAAGUAUAAGAAUUGUUUUUGGUGACAUUAUUUAAACAUUUCAAACAAACAUCUGUGAUAUUUUCGGGCAUUUGUAUUCAUUUAGUUAAACAGCUGUUAGAAAUUCUAUUCACUUCAUAUAGCAGGUCUAAAGUCAAAACCACUUGGUUGGUCAUUAUUUUUAGCUAAAUUUAGUAUUACUAGUUCCAAAGUAAUUUAAUUUAUGAAAUUUAGUUUCAAUGUGUGUCUGAGUACUUAAUUUUGCUUUGUUAAAUGAAUAGCCCUAAGUAUUUGUAUUUAUAUGUAUAAUGAUAAGACUGAUUAAAUCAUAUCUUUAGUUAAGUAGUUGUCACUUUAUCUACUAGAUACAUACAUACAUAUGUAUGUAGGUAUGUUGUUCUGUGCUUUAAACCAAUUUUGUUUUAAGUAUUAAGUUUAUUUUUUGUAUUAUUAAGGAAAUAAAGUGUGCACUUAAAAAAUAAUCAUAAUAAAACGUUAUAAAUUAAUAAA
Messenger RNA from Calliphora vicina (urban bluebottle blowfly), 1643 nucleotides. RefSeq lists its product as uncharacterized. The transcript is spliced from 3 exons. The record is from RefSeq and is a predicted model, not a curated record. Bases 450 to 1115 code for a protein of 221 amino acids. Lineage: Eukaryota; Metazoa; Arthropoda; Insecta; Diptera; Calliphoridae.